This is a messenger RNA of Prosopis cineraria, 1555 nucleotides long. Its product is annotated as cysteine synthase-like. The record is from RefSeq and is a predicted model, not a curated record. Gene Ontology annotation, cellular component: cytoplasm. Bases 306 to 1283 code for a protein of 325 amino acids. Gene Ontology annotation, molecular function: cysteine synthase activity. Lineage: Eukaryota; Viridiplantae; Streptophyta; Magnoliopsida; Fabales; Fabaceae. The transcript has 12 exons.
AAAUAGAGUCACGCUUUUCUUUUCUUUUCUUUUCUUUCUUUCUUUCUUUCUUUUUUUUUUUUUUUUUGUGAAUAGCAUCAAGUUGAAAAGGCAUAAAUAGCUAAACGGUGGAAGGUCUAAGCUGGACUUCACUGGGCGGUUCGUAGAUCGUUGUCAUUCACUCAUUUGAGUGCAUUCUAUUUGGAAACGAACAUUCCUGGCACGAAGAAGAAGAUUUUUCAUUCUGUAGUCAUUGCUGUUUGAUUCUCUAGAUAGGUGGCGUCGUGCAGACAGGAACUCUGGAGACUUUGCAUUAAGCUAUCAACAUGGCGGUGGAAAGGUCUGGAAUUGCCGAAGAUGUUACUGAAUUGGUUGGCAAAACCCCAUUAGUAUAUCUUAAUAAAGUGGUGGAUGGCUGUGCGGGCCGGGUUGCUGCCAAACUAGAAUUGAUGGAGCCAUGCUCUAGUGUUAAAGACAGGAUCGGCUAUAGCAUGAUUGUUGAUGCAGAGGAAAAAGGUCUUAUCACACCCGGAAAGAGUGUCCUCAUUGAACCAACAAGUGGUAAUACUGGCAUUGGAUUAGCCUUCAUGGCAGCAGCAAAAGGUUACAGGCUUAUUAUUGUAAUGCCUGCUUCAAUGACUCUUGAAAGAAGAAUCGUUCUGAAAGGUUUAGGGGCUGAGUUGGUACUGACAGACCCUGCAAAGGGAAUAAAAGGUGCAUUUCAGAAAACUGAAGAAAUAUUGGCGAAGACACCUAAUGCCUACAUACUUCAACAGUUUGAAAAUCCUGCCAAUCCCAAGAUACAUUAUGAAACCACUGGCCCAGAGAUUUGGAAAGGCACUGGGGGGAAAAUUGAUGCACUUGUAGCAGGGAUAGGUACUGGUGGUACAAUAACAGGUGCUGGGAAAUUUCUUAAAGAACAAAAUCCCAAUAUUAAGGUGUAUGGUGUUGAACCUGUUGAAAGUCCCGUGCUUUCUGGUGGACAGCCUGGUACUCACAAAAUUCAAGGGAUUGGUGCUGGUUUUAUACCUGCGGUGCUGGAUGUCAGUCUUCUCGAUGAAGUUGUUCAAGUAUCAAGCGAUGAAGCUAUUGAUACAGCAAAGCUUGUUGCACUGAAAGAAGGCCUAUUUGUGGGAAUAUCAUCUGGAGCUGCAGCAGCUGCUGCAAUUAAGAUCGCAAAAAGACCAGAAAAUGCUGGAAAGCUUAUUGUAGUGAUUUUUCCAAGCUGCGGUGAGAGAUACCUGUCGUCGGUGUUGUUUGAAUCGAUCAGAGAGGAAGCUGAAAGCAUGACUUAUGAGCCAUAAAACCUCCUGAUUUGAAGGCUUUGAAGCUCCUCAAGUUCCGAUGUUGGUGCAAAGCUAGUGGGAUAGUGUCUUUUCUAAUAUGGUUGUGAUUCUGAAAUUCUGAAAUAAAAAUUCGUAGAAACACUGUAGCCCAUCGCCCCAAAACUUUUAGGGUCACAAUUUGAUUGUCCCAGACAGUUUGAGCCUGUUUGAAUGAUGUUGGUUGUAUAAAUUUAUAAUUUCAUUUGGUUCUAAAAGCCACAAAAGAAAUGUGGCAAAAAAAAAAAAAUAAA